Molecule: messenger RNA, 612 nt
Organism: Musca vetustissima
Lineage: Eukaryota; Metazoa; Arthropoda; Insecta; Diptera; Muscidae
Gene: DCTN3-p24
Exons: 1
Coding region: 1-612 (203 amino acids)
Biological process (GO): cytoskeleton-dependent cytokinesis
Cellular component (GO): dynactin complex
Source: RefSeq, a predicted model, not a curated record
AUGGAGGCUCUCGACAUUUUGGAAAAACGCAUAGAUACCCUGACACGUAUUUUGGGUGUCCCCCAAGAUGGAAAUUCUUCUGGUGAAUCAUCAAAGGCACCAACGGAGAAUAUUGUCGACUCCCUAAUAUCGGCCAAUAACAUUGUUAACGAAGCCAUUUCGGGCCGUGACAAAAUCAAAGCAAUUGUAGAUCGCAGUGAAGAAUUGGAAACAUAUUUGGAUCCACAUUUCCUUGAGGAAAAUCAACAGGUUCGUGCCAAGGAAGUGUAUCUUAAUGCUGUGGCCAAUGAUUUGCAUACACAAUUUCAACAACUGGAACGUGUCAAAGAAUUGGAGCCGACAUUGGGGGCGGAAUAUUUUCGUAACAUUCCCGGUGGUUGCGUGGACAAGCUAAAACAAAUCAACGAAGACAAUAAAGAAUUUGCCCAGCAGGCGGAACUUAUCGAAGAAAGUUUAAUAUUGGCCAUGAAACGUUAUGGUGAAAUACAAAAGGGACUGCUGGACUCAUUGGGCGCAAUGAACAAACGUCUUGAGGCGGUGGAAGAACGAUUGCAACAAAAUAAGAAGGAAGAAAUGGAAAAGGAAAUACCACCAGCAGAGACAACAAAUUAG